AUGGUCUCGCUGGAUUCAGAUCCCACUGUGCUCUGCGGCCCUCUGGCCAAGCAGAAGAUUUGUACGGAAGCCCCAACUCCUGGUGCCCUCCAGCAGCACCUCUUCUACGGCGAAUACGACCCCUUCAAGUACGCACCCAUCUUCGAGAGCGAUUUCAUACAGGUGACAAAGAAGGGGGAGGUGCUGAGCAUUCAUAACCAGGUGACUGUGGUGACAAUGGGGGUGACAUCCACAAGCCCAAACUUCUCCCUCCCCAACGUCAUGCUGCUUGCCCGCCCAUUGGACUCCUUCUCGGAGAUUACGUGUAGCUGCAAGGUGUCGACUGACCGAUGUCCCAUGGAGCUCACCAGGCUCUUCCCCCUGAGCUUUGUCAACAUCUCCAUCCACGACGUCUACAACCGGCGGCUGAGGUUGAAGCUGGCCAAUGGCCGGGCCUUCUACCUCCAGCUCUACAUCCACCCAGAGUGCGAGAACGAGGUGUUUGAGCGCUGGAUGAAGCUGGUGAACUUGCUCCGCACUAGCCCUGAGGAGGUGUACGGAUACGAUGCCGUGACGCCCGAGAUCGAGUGCAUCCUGGAGCAGGCCAGCGCAGAGACCUCGGCUACUGAGCUCUCCGAGUGGCAACUGGAACCCCCUGAGAUGUCGCCGUUGGUCAUUGCUUUGACCACUCCUCGGUCCACCUCCCCCUCCUCUUCCCGUCGCUCCGUCCACUAG
This is a messenger RNA of Amblyraja radiata (thorny skate), 714 nucleotides long. RefSeq names its product golgi associated RAB2 interactor 5A (gene garin5a). The coding region runs from base 1 to 714 and encodes 237 amino acids. The record is from RefSeq and is a predicted model, not a curated record. Gene Ontology annotation, cellular component: nucleus. Lineage: Eukaryota; Metazoa; Chordata; Chondrichthyes; Rajiformes; Rajidae. The transcript is spliced from 4 exons.